Molecule: messenger RNA, 1883 nt
Organism: Antrostomus carolinensis (chuck-will's-widow)
Lineage: Eukaryota; Metazoa; Chordata; Aves; Caprimulgiformes; Caprimulgidae
Gene: PAM
Product: peptidylglycine alpha-amidating monooxygenase
Exons: 15
Coding region: 237-1883 (548 amino acids)
Cellular component (GO): extracellular region
Molecular function (GO): peptidylglycine monooxygenase activity; protein binding
Source: RefSeq, a predicted model, not a curated record
ACUGUGAUGAAGGAACGUGCAAAGACAAAUCUAACAUUUUGUAUGCUUGGGCAAGAAAUGCUCCACCCACCAGGCUACCCAAAGGUGUUGGAUUCAGAGUUGGAGGAGAAGCAGGUGGCAGAUUUUUUGUGCUCCAGGUACACUAUGGGGAUAUUAGCGCAUUUAGAGAUAAACACAAGGACUGCUCUGGUGUAACUUUACAUCUGACACAUCAAAAGCAGCCUUUGAUUGCUGGAAUGUAUCUUAUGAUGUCUGUGAACACUGUAAUACCACCAGGCGAGAAAGUGGUUGAUGCAGACAUUGCGUGCCAUUACAAAAGGUUUCCAAUGCACCUUUUUGCCUACAGAGUUCAUACACACAGACUAGGUAAAGUAGUGAGUGGAUACAGAGUGAGAAAUGGUCAAUGGACAUUGAUUGGUAGACAGAGUCCACAACUACCACAGGCAUUCUAUCCAGUAGAACAUCCUGUAGAUGUUAGCUAUGAUGACAUCCUGGCAGCUAGAUGUGUGUUCAGUGGUGAAGGCAGAACUACAGACACCCAUAUAGGAGGAACAGCCAAUGAUGAAAUGUGUAACUUUUACAUUAUGUACUAUAUGGAAGCCAAGCAUGCUGUCUCGUAUAUGACCUGCACACAGAAUGCAAACCCUGAGAUGUUCAGAAAUAUACCACAGGAGGCAAAUAUUCCUAUUCCAGUCAAGUCUGAUAUGCUAAAGAUGACACAUGGACAUCAUGAAGAAACCAAGGAUACUGAUAAAAGUUAUUUACAGAAGCAGGUCAAAAAAGAAGAGGAAGAUAUGUUGGAUCAGGGUGAUUUCUAUUCACUCCUUUCCAAGCUGCUAGGAGAAAGGGAAGAUGUUGUGCAUAUGCAUAAGCAUAACCCUACAGAAAAGGCAGAAUCAGAUCUUGUAGCUGAGAUUGCUAAUGUAAUCCAAAAGAAGGAUCUUGCCAGAGAGAUCACAAAUCGUGAUGAGGGGGACAAUACUAUUCUUGUCAGAGACAGAAUUCACAAAUUUCACAGACUAGAGUCUACCCUGAGGCCACCAGAGAACAGACAUUUCUCUUUACAACAACCUAAACAUGGUGAGGGAAGCUGGGAAAAAGAACAUACAGGAGAUUUCCACGUAGAAGAGGCUGUUGAGUGGCCUGGGUUAGACCUCAAACUAGGUCAAGUUUCUGGGUUGGCUCUGGACCCUGAAAAUAACCUAGUCAUCUUCCACAGAGGUGAUCAUGUUUGGGAUGAAAAUUCUUUUGACAGCAAAUUUGUUUAUCAGCAAAGAGGACUUGGACCAAUUGAGCAGAACACAAUUCUUGUCCUGAAUCCAAGUAAUGCAAAACUGCUUUAUUCCAUGGGCAAAAGUCUAUUUUAUUUACCACAUGGUUUGAGUAUAGAUAAAAAUGGUAACUACUGGGUCACUGAUGUAGCUCUCCAUCAGGUUUUCAAACUGGGAGCAGAUGACAAAGAACCAUUACUGAUCUUAGGAGUGGCUUUCCAACCAGGCAGUGACAAAAAUCAUUUCUGUCAACCAACUGAUGUGGCCGUGGAUCCGAUCACUGGCAGCAUUUAUGUCUCUGAUGGCUACUGUAACAGUCGAAUCAUUCAGUUUUCUCCAAAGGGAUUGUACAUGAUGCAGUGGGGAGAAGGUACAGAGACUUCUUUAGGCAGAGCCAGACCUGGACAGUUUCAUGUUCCUCACAGCUUAGCCCUGAUCCCUGACUUCAGUCAACUGUGUGUUGCAGACAGGGAAAAUGGUCGAAUUCAGUGCUUCAGGUUAGAGAAUGGCAAGUUCAUAAGAGAGAUAAAGCAUAAAUCAUUUGGAAGAGAGUUGUUUGCAGUUUCAUAUGUUCCAGGUAAUCUUUUUUCCUAUUCUUCAGAUUUCAAGUAG